This is a messenger RNA of Sorghum bicolor (sorghum), 618 nucleotides long. Its product is annotated as ankyrin repeat-containing protein At5g02620. The transcript has a single exon. The record is from RefSeq and is a predicted model, not a curated record. The coding region runs from base 1 to 618 and encodes 205 amino acids. Lineage: Eukaryota; Viridiplantae; Streptophyta; Magnoliopsida; Poales; Poaceae. Gene Ontology annotation, molecular function: protein binding.
AUGGACUGGCGUCUCUUGAAAGCAGCCACAUCCGGUGAUGUUCCAUCACUGAAGCAACUACUGGCUCUUGAUGGCCCGGGCGUGCUGCUUGGGAUAACUCCACAAGGAAACACAUGCCUCCACAUCGCCUCCAUCCAGGGCCACGAGGAAUUCUGCAAGAAUAUCCUGACGGUGGACCAUUCACCGGCUCUAGCGCUCCUCUCCACGAUCAACAAAGACGGCGAGACACCGCUGCUCACCGCAGUCGCAAGGGGCUGCGCUCCUUUAUUAGCUGCUGUUUUACUCAGGCGCUGCCGUGACCAGCAGCUGAUGCAGACCAUCCUGAAGCAAGACAGGCGCGGAUGCAACGCGCUGCACCAUGCCAUCCACAUAGGAUACACGAAGCUGGCGCUCGAGCUGAUAGAGGGAGAACCUGCCAUGUCAAAAACUGUGGACGAACGCAACGAGUCGCCUCUGUUCAAUGCGGCAAGGAGGAAUUUCACAGAGGUGUCACAUAAAUUGCUGGAGAUCCUAGAUUCAGCUGAUUGUGGACCCUUGGGCGUCCAUGUUCUCCAUGCUGCUGUCAGAAAUGGAAAUCUAGGAGAGAUUUUCGCUCUGUACAAAUGUCCAUGUGGCUAA